Zalophus californianus (California sea lion) is the source of this 5053-nucleotide messenger RNA. It is a transcript of the gene SBK1, whose product is annotated as SH3 domain binding kinase 1. Lineage: Eukaryota; Metazoa; Chordata; Mammalia; Carnivora; Otariidae. The transcript is spliced from 5 exons. The coding region runs from base 766 to 2160 and encodes 464 amino acids. The record is from RefSeq and is a predicted model, not a curated record. Gene Ontology annotation, molecular function: ATP binding; protein serine/threonine kinase activity. Gene Ontology annotation, biological process: peptidyl-serine phosphorylation; peptidyl-threonine phosphorylation.
UCAGGCAGCCCGGGGAGCAGGCAGCCGGGGGAGCAAGCUCCGCGGAGCCAGAGCCAGGACUCCGAGGGCCCGAACUUUUCUUGGGGGACGGCGUGGGCACGGUGCCAGCUUCACCCACCUUUGAGCUUCAGGUCCUGACCCUCUCUCCUGGAGGCCACCCACGCCAGCCACCCCAGGAGGGCAGAACAAACUUUCUUAGGGGAAACCACCUCUGCCGCCCGCCGUGCUGGCCGGACAGGGAGGAGCAGACGUCCGGACGGACAGAUGAGCAGAUGGACAGCGCGCCUGCGAGCCUGCCCUCCCAGUCCCCACUCUGAAGGCCCCUGCAGAGCGGGCAGCCAGGGGGCCUAGGUCUCCGCCAGGGGCAGCCAGGGGCCCUGCUGGACCUUGGUCUACCAGCCAGUGACCUCUGAGGGCGGGUGGCUCCCUGGAAGCCGCGUCCCAGGGCCCAGCCCCGUGGGCCAGGACAGGAGUCCCCAUCAGACAGAGCCACAGGCUCUUCUCCCCACCGAGGCCACGGGGAACCUGAGUGAAAAGGCACAGGCGGCAGGUGGACAGGCGCGGGGCCCCGAGGCCAACCGGCUGCUGACCCUGGAGCGCUCUGGCUCGGGCACCCCUGCCCAGGCUGGGGACGAUGUGGCCGAGGCCCCCAGCAGCCACCCCUGCCCGGUCCUGGAACUCCCUCCAGCCUGGCCUCUGGGCUGUGGAGCAGAAGAUGGGCCAGCCUUCUGCUUCGUGUGCUUCCACAGGGAGGAGGAGGAGGAGAUGCUGAAAGAGGUCCCACCACAGAGGCCGCCAAACAUCAGCAUCCGACAAUGCUCCUUUCUAACACCCAGGUCGUGCCUUUGCACACGCUGCUCUCUCUGGUCGGAAUCCCCUUUCUUCUCUUCUCUCUGGGAGAAGAUGAGCGUGGGCUGUCCAGAGCCUGAGCCACCCCGCUCCCUGCCUUGCUGUGGGCCGGGGACUGCCCCUGGGCUGGGUGCAGGGGUGCCCCUCCUCACUGAAGACAUGCAGGCACUGACGCUCCGCACCCUGGCUGCCAGUGAUGUCACCAAGCACUACGAACUCGUCCGGGAGCUAGGCAAGGGCACCUAUGGGAAGGUCGACCUCGUGGCCUACAAGGGCACAGGCACGAAAAUGGCGCUGAAGUUUGUGAACAAGAGCAAGACCAAGCUGAAGAACUUCCUGCGGGAGGUGAGCAUCACCAACAGCCUCUCCUCCAGCCCCUUCAUCAUCAAGGUCUUUGACGUGGUUUUUGAGACGGAGGACUGCUACGUGUUCGCCCAAGAGUAUGCGCCUGCAGGGGACCUGUUCGACAUCAUUCCCCCUCAGGUGGGGCUCCCCGAGGACACGGUGAAGCGCUGCGUGCAGCAGCUGGGGCUGGCGCUGGACUUCAUGCACGGGAGGCAGCUGGUGCACCGCGACAUCAAGCCCGAGAACGUGCUGCUGUUCGACCGCGAGUGCCGCCGCGUGAAGCUGGCCGACUUCGGCAUGACGCGCCGCGUGGGCUGCCGCGUGAAGCGGGUCAGCGGCACCAUCCCGUACACGGCGCCCGAGGUGUGCCAGGCGGGCCGCGCCGACGGCUUCGCGGUGGACACGGGCGUGGACGUGUGGGCCUUCGGCGUGCUCAUCUUCUGCGUGCUCACCGGCAACUUCCCGUGGGAGGCGGCGUCGGGCGCCGACGCCUUCUUCGAGGAGUUCGUGCGCUGGCAGCGGGGCCGCCUGCCGGGGCUGCCGUCGCAGUGGCGCCGCUUCACCGAGCCCGCGCUGCGCAUGUUCCAGCGCCUGCUGGCCCUGGAGCCCGAGCGCCGCGGGCCGGCCAAGGAGGUCUUCCGCUUCCUCAAGCACGAGCUCACGUCCGAGCUGCGGCGCCGGCCCUCGCACCGCACGCGCAAGCCCGCCGGGGACCGCCCGCCCGCCGCCGGGCCGCUGCGCCUCGAGGCGCCCGGGCCGCUCAAGCGGACGGUGCUGACCGAGAGCGGCAGCGGCUCCCGGCCCGCGCCCCCUGCCGUUGGGCCCGCGCCCGCGCCCGCGCCCAUGCCCGUGCCCGUGCCCGAGGCCGGCCUGGCGCCCCCGGGGCCCCCCGGCAGGACCGACGGCCGCCCGGACAAGAGCAAAGGGCAGGUGGUGCUGGCCACGGCCAUCGAGAUCUGCGUCUGAGCCGCCCCCGCCGUGCUCGCACCAGGCCGGGCCCGCGCUGAGCCGGGGCGGAUGGGGGGGAUGCGAAUCCGACCGCCCCCCGCCCCCCACCCCCGCGGCGGCGGGGGGGAGUAGCGCUAGGCUGGGCGGGGUUGCGGGCCCGGGCGCCCGGUUCGCGGCGGGCUGCGGAGAUAGCCACCAAAAGACCUCUUGCCCCGCCUGUGGGGCGGGGGCUUGGGUCACAGGAGCCGAGCCCCGCAGACCAGAGGAUUCAGAUGCACCCCUGACACCCGGAGCGAGGGAGCUUGCGGGCAGACUCCCCUCCCCAAAACACACACACACACACCUCCCCUAACCCUGGAACCCUGACUAGUUGCUCCUAGCCCUUUGCACCCCCUGGCCGAUCAUCCCGCAGCCCCACCCCUGGUCCUCCCUCCUGGCCGCCCCCCCGCCCCCCCCCACACCCGGGCACAGAAGGGGACGGAAGUGUUGGGGCAGAGAAGGGGCUACUUAGGGCCCUCGGAUGCUGGCUAGGGGGAGGGCGACGAGCUGAGGGCAGGGGUGUUGCUCAGCUGCGCCCUGUCCCUUUCCUGGGAGGCUAUAGGGGAGAGGACAAGCCCUCUGCAAAAUGUAGCAAAUGUCUGGAUGUGGCAAAAUGUGUGUGUGUGUGUGUGUGUGUGUGUGUGCCCACGCAGGUACAAGCCCGAAGAAUCUAGUAACCCCCACAACCCAUUCCCCCAAGAUGAGGACACUGAGCCCCGAAAGAGCACAACUUGCCCUGAGCUGCAGGGACCCUGAGAGGUGGAGCUCUAGAAACCCUUCCCCGCCUCCCCAUGAAUUGUCCCGAAAACUCGCCAAGGGAAGGGCUGCCAGGGUCGCGCCCCGGCAUCCCCAGGGCGACGGGUGUGAGUGCAAAGCCCAGGGCCGGCCCAGCUCCCCAGCUGGCUGCACCUUCCCCAACCGGGGAACCUCAGAUCCCCUCGAUCCUGGCUCCCGGAGCCCAGACACAGAGGUGAUCUGUGCCAGGAAUUUCCCUGGGUUUCUGCUGGGGACCGGCAUGUCAGCUCUGGGCUGCCCCCAACCCCACGUCUCCCAGCUUCCUGGUACUGGAGUGGGCCGCUCUGGGUGUGAGGAUGCUGUGGGAAUGAGGGUGGGGGUCCAUGGAAACGCGAGGGGGGUGAGUGUGAAUAGGUGUGUGUGUGCGGCGUGAGUGUGAGUCGAGUGCCCACGUUUGCGUGUAGUCUCCUGUGUUCAGCGAUGGCAUCCAGACGCCUCCGAAACUCCGCCCGGCCCCAGGGUCCUCCUCAGGCAGUUGCCAGCGGGUGUCCAGGCCCGUGCUUCACCACGCGCCCCUCAGGGAAUCUGGCCGGGAGGCACCCGCAUAUGGGUUCAGGCCCCGAGGCAGCAAAACAGGAACCCAACCUCACCCAGUGUUCCCUCAUGACCCCUGCGCUCGCUGUGGAGGCCCGGGACCCCGCAAUAACCUCGACAUGGGUGAGGCCGCUCCUUCUGCCUGGCAGGGGCCCCUCGGCCAUCCCGGGCCACACCUGCCAGGGUCCUACCGGGGCUCCAGGCCAUUGGAGGGGGCUCUCCGAGGAGCCCGGCUGACCAUAGAGGGCCCAACCACCCUCUGGCCUGGAGCCCCCACCUCUCUCCGCUCAUCCCUCAUUCCCACCGCGCAAAAGGGCUAUAGGUCCCCCUGCCCUGCCUGGGUCCAGUUUACAAACAGCGUGCGGUUUGCCCCAGGGCCUGGCCCCGCCCUCCUCGGUGUGCCCGUCCCUCCGGAGGCCCUCCUCUGCCCUGGGCCCUGGGGCCCUCCACGCGCCAGGUAAGUAGCAAUCCCUCCUCCCACCAAGGGCCACAUUUCAGAGAAGGGCCCCCCCAUCACUGCCCCCGGCCCACCUGGAGCCCAUCCGGGCCACCUCUCUCUCCCAGCCGCGACUUCUCCUUUUGCCUUAGGCCUCUCGACAUCCUGUCUCUCCUGCAAUAACACGGACGCAAGAUUCCAAGUAGAUGUCCCUCGCCGUGCGCCCUCUCUCUCUCUUUCUCUGUUAAGAUCCUAUUUGGGAGUUUCUCCCUCGUCGUAGUAUCUAGAAUGUUAGAGCUGGAAAGGGGACUGUAGUUCUGUAGCCCAGCCCCGGUGUUCAGAGGCACAGGGAGGGGCAGCGACCGCUUGACACCGGAGCGGAACCUGGCCAGGCCCGCUCCCUCGCCGUCGGGGACCUGCUGCGCUGUCACCGCCACCUCUGCUUCUUGGGUUGGGACCCUUUGCCUCUUAGGAGAGGUGUUGGUCACUGAUGUUUACCUCAGUUUAUGUCACUGUCGAAGAAACAAAUAGCAAAAAAUAACACCGUAGACACGAAGACUUAGCAGACAACACUCAAAAAAAUCUUCCUCUUUCAAUUCUUCUGUGAAGCUGUGUGUAUGUGUGUGCGUGUGUGUGUGUGUCUCUCUCUCUCUUUCUCUCUCUCUGUCCCACCCUGGGCAGGCUGGGUCAUCCCCGAUCUCUGUCCCAGCCCCUGUGCCCCCCACACUGCCCCUGUCCUUCGGUGCUUCCCAGAGGCCCCUCUGAGCUGGCCUGCGGGGUGUGGGGAGCCCCCUGGGCGGGAGGCAGGGCCACAGGUUAUCUAGAGGGCCUCCCAUCAGGCCCACUGAGAGAGGCCCAAGGCUGCCAACACUCCCUGAGCCUGUGCCGUGGCUGGUGGGACAGUCGUGGUGACUAGCAUCAGCAUCCAAGCCUGGCUCAGGGCCUGGGCAGAACCCCAGCUCCCGAGCCCCAACCCCUCAUGUCUUGCCACUGCCCCCCCCCACCAUGUGUUUGUAAAUACUCUGGCAUCCUUUGGCCCCGAGAAGGUUUUUAAAUGUGUUAUUUACUUCUCUAAUCAUGACAAUUGCUAUAAAAUAAAGUCUAGAA